AUGUCAGCAGAAAUGGAUGGAGAUGAUAAUUUGGAUGCAAAUAUGGAUGAAUAUUACGAAAAUGAUCAACACAAUGAUUUAAGAAUAAAUGCUCAAAUCUCUUUGAAUUCUUCGAAAAGGCAGUUUUCACCUGGUAAUUCUUUUAUUGCCUUUUCAAAUCGCCCUGAAAUCGCUUCAGCGGCGUGUGGAUCAGAAUUCUCAAAAAUAUCGGCCGAUGACGUAUAUGUACCACCCCAUCACGAUUCCAAGACUGAAGGCUAUAUCAAACUGAAUAUAUCAAAUCUGGCUUCAUUACGACAAAAAGUUUCCACUUCUUUUCAUAUUAUUGCAAAUUUACCAUGGCGCUUAGCGGCCAAGACCGAAUGCACAAAACGUACGAGCAAUGUUAAAUUCUUCAGUGUUUAUAUUGAUUGUAAUCCAGAAAGUGAGUCGACUUUAUGGAGUUGUGAUGCAGUUGUCGAAUUUCGUCUGCUUUCUCAUAAUUCAAUUAUUUCGAACUUCAGUCGCCAAUUUACCAACAAAUUCAAUUACAAUUCAAAUAACUGGGGAUUCCCUUCAUUUAUGGAAUGGAAUGAGAUUCUUAAUCCUGAAAAAGGAUAUAUUCGAGAAGAUCGAGUUGUUGUUGAAGCGUAUAUCAAAGUACAAAAGGUUGUUGGUGUCAGAAAAAAUCCAGUUUUUGAUUUCACUCUUUCGCAACCACAUAUAUCUGAUGGAAUUUUGGUAAUUGAUGGACUUCGUCUGCAUGUGAGCAAAUCGUAUUUAGCUUUAUAUUCACCUGUAUUCCAUGCCUUGUUUUUUUCGAAAUUCAGUGAAAGAGAUAAAAAGGAAAUAACGGUGGAAGAUGUAAUAUUAGAUGAAUUUAUUGAGCUGUUAAAUGUGGUUUAUCCAUCACAUAAGCCCGUGACAGCUGAAAAUGUGGAAUUUUUGCUCGAACUAGGUGACAAAUUUGAGAUUCAGUUCGUUAUUGAUGAAUGUGAACGAUUUCUCAUGAGAUCCGAUGAUAUUGCUGUUGUGACAAAGUUAGUUUGGGCUGAUCAAUACUGCUUAGCCAAACUUCAGGACGUUUGUGUCCGUACGUUCAAAACCCCAAAUGAUAUCAAAAUAUUGAAACAGUCGGAAGAAUACAAGAAUUUAAGCGACACAACAAAAGCAGCUCUACUGGAAAAAAUAUUCAAAUUACUUUGA
Messenger RNA from Dracunculus medinensis (Guinea worm), 1185 nucleotides. The record is from the annotation of a GenBank genome assembly. NCBI's taxonomy places the organism in Eukaryota, Metazoa, Nematoda, Chromadorea, Rhabditida, Dracunculidae.